CCUUUUCUAAGAAAUAUUAUUAUAUGAACAAGUUUGAGUUUCCUGGUGUUGAUAAAGUAACCAUGAAAAUUCUUGACUGUGAAAAUGUCUUGAGUGGAGGAAAGCGUAACCGAUGCGUUGUUCUACCAGCUAAUGUUCCUAUAGUUGCUGAUUCCUUAAAACGGAAAAAUCAAAACUGGAUUGCCAGGGCAAGUUCUACUAAUGAUUUAAUCAUACAAGUUGGUGAUUCCAGCUUUCACUUGCAUAAGCUUGCCAUGGUCUCAAGAAGUGAAUAUUUGAAUAGGCUUGUCUUCAAAAGGAGAAGUAACAACAUAGAAGACAAUAAUCAUACUAUCCAAAUAGACAAUCUUCCAGGUGGUAGAAAAACAUUUGAGUUAGUUGUCAAAUUCUGUUACGGUUGGAAAUUCGACAUGACAUCAUCCAACAUAGCUUCAUUAUAUUGUGCUGCAAAUUUCUUAGAAAUGAGUGAAGAUAUUGAACAAGAAAAUCUAAUUUCCAAAACAGAAUCCUUUCUCACAUUUCUAAUGUUAUCUUCAUGGAAAGACACAUUUCGUAUACUCAAAAGUUGUGAAUCAAUUUCCCAUUGGGCCAAGGAGUUACAAUUAGUGAAACGUUGCUCAGAAGCAAUAGCUUGGAAAGCAUGUGUAAUUCCAAAACUUGAAAUCAAAGUUGAUGCUUGUUGGUGGUUUGAAGAUGUAUCACUUCUACGUAUAGAUCAUUUUAUUGAAGCGAUUCAAUCUGUCAAAAAACGUGGAAUGAAAUCAGAGUUUGUAGGUUCAUGUAUAGAAAAUUGGACUAAAAAAUGGUUCUCUAAAGUCACACUUGGAAUUGAUCCAAAUGUGACACAGAAACACAUGCCAAUUCAGUUACAUAAAGUUUCAACCGAGUGUUUGAUUAAAAUGCUUCCAACUGAAGAAAAUUCUGUCUCUUGCAAUUUUUUGCUUCACCUGUUGAAGGCAGGUAUGAUGUUGAAAAUCAAUCAUGAGUUGUUGUGUGAGCUAGAGACAAGAGUGGUUUUGAUUUUGGAGCAGUGUUGUGUUCAAGAUCUUUUGGUUAAGAAUCAAGGAGAUAAAGAUUCUUUGUAUGAUGUUGAUGUUGUUGUUAAAGUGUUACAAUCUUAUGUUCUUGGCAUUUCAAGUAAUUCUGCUGCAAAAGUUCACAUUGUUGGAAGGUUGGUGGAUGGUUAUCUAUCACAAGUUGCAAGGGAUCAGAAGCUCACAGUGGAAAGUUUCAAAUUGCUUGUUGAAGUAUUGCCACAAAAUGCUAGAGAUAGUGAUGACAAUCUCUAUAGAGCUAUUGACAUGUACCUUAAGGCACAUCCAUAUUUGACAGAAGAAGAUGGAGAAAAUGUGUGUAAUGUAUUGGAAUACCAUAGAUUGUCACAAGAAGCGCGUCAGCAUGUGAUGAAAAAUGAUAGGUUGCCCAUGAAAUUAUCAACAGGAUUUGUCCUUUUAGAACAAGUGAACAUGUCAUGGACAAUGGCAAGUAAAGGAUCAAAUUACCAUAGGAGUAAGACAAGCAUCAGGAUAAGCAAAGAUUUUGAAAAGAGACAGAUGAAUCAGGAGAUAAAAGUAAUGAGAAAAGAUGUUGAGAUGAUGAAGUCACAACUGCUGGAACUAAAUACUUGCAAAAUGAAGCUUCAAAAGCAUUUGAAGUUAUCCACUCGUUGAAGUUAUGUACAAACACCUUAACAUAUAGAGCUUUUCUUUGAUGGAUGUAUUUAUCAGCCUCGUUGAAACCGGUUAGUUCAAAAUGAAAGAAAACUAGCAUAGGGUGUCCUCUCAUCCUUCUGUGAAUGUUGAAGAGGAUUGGCAAUAAAAUACGCUUUUGGUCUUGCUAGCACUUCUCUCGCGUCAAAAAUUAUAUUGAUCGUUUUGUUAGUAAAAUAUCUUAGUUUUUGGAUA
This is a messenger RNA of Medicago truncatula (barrel medic), 1904 nucleotides long. Its product is annotated as root phototropism protein 3. NCBI's taxonomy places the organism in Eukaryota, Viridiplantae, Streptophyta, Magnoliopsida, Fabales, Fabaceae. Gene Ontology annotation, molecular function: protein binding. Bases 24 to 1670 code for a protein of 548 amino acids. The record is from RefSeq and is a predicted model, not a curated record. The transcript has 4 exons.